This is a messenger RNA of Didymodactylos carnosus, 933 nucleotides long. The record is from the annotation of a GenBank genome assembly. NCBI's taxonomy places the organism in Eukaryota, Metazoa, Rotifera, Eurotatoria, Philodinida, Philodinidae.
AUGGACCAAAAAAAAAGGUUGAAAAUACCUAAAAAUAUUAAUUUUCCGUUAUUUUAUGAUGAAAAUUGGUCAUGUACAAAAUGUCAAGAAAGUUAUAUUCAUAAAGAUAUUGUAGCGUGGUUAGAAAUAAACACAGACAUUAAGACAUGGUUCAGUCGACAACUUCGAAUUAGUGGUAAAACAGAUUUAACUUAUUUGUAUAAGACAAUUAUUCCACAUUCAUUAACAUAUAUUAAUCAUGACAAUGCAUUUAUUACAAUUGAACGUUUAUUUUUACUCUUUUGUAAUCAGCAAAUUAGAACAGAUGAUUUAACAGAAUUGAAAAAAUUAAAAUUAAUUACGACAACAGGAUCAUUAGUGUCAGCAGAAAAUUGUUAUUUUUCUGAUAUAUAUAAUCCUGCUUUGAGAUUAGAACGUCAAUUAUGUGAUGUUAUUGAUAUAUUUUUAUCUCCUCGUUAUAUAUUGUCAAAUGAUAAUCGAAACACAGAUCAAUGGAAAUAUUUUUUUAUACAUAUGGGUGUUAAAGAAAACAUUAAUGUAAUAGAGAUGACAGAUGGAACAGAACCAUAUCUUGAUUCUUAUUUAACUGAUCAAAAUCGAGUGAUUCCUCAUCUGAACAAUCGUCAAGUUCAAGCAUAUACGGGCUUAGUGACAAUUAGUUUUCUACAACAAACGAUUAAUUAUGAUUUUUCAUUAUAUUUUUGGUAUUAUUUAAUUCAAUAUUAUCCUGUAGAAGCUCUUAAUCCACAAACGCGAGAUAUUGGGGUGCUUCACACAUGGCCGGUAGUAGAGAAGGUUCAGUUAUACAUAAUUAUCCUCAAUGGCAUUUGUAAUCAUGCUAAAGAACGGGUAUGGCAUGAGAAACGUCACCCUUCAUGCCGGACAGAAAAAAAGAAAACCGAAAUGUUGACAGAAUUCUCAAUUGCUAUAUAA